UGGUGGUUGACAUAUUUGCCCUUUUGAUCUUUAGUGAUAAAUAUUUCAAUCAUCUUCGUGUGUCAGCCCAAAAAAUUAGGAAGAAUAGAUAUGCUUACGCAAAAUUAUCUGGUGUAUUUCAUCGAGUGUAAUAUUUACAAUACCCUUGUGCAUAAUAUACUAAAAGAAAAUGAGUAAUUGUCUUUAAUCACUCAAAUAAUAUUUCUUUUGGUUAGUUAUGAUUAAUUAAAUAAUUCGAUAUUAUAAAAUGUUAUCUAGUCCCAAUAUUUGUAUGCUCUAAAUUUACUUAUCUGAGAAAUUAUUUAUUGAACGAUCCAAUAAAUAUUUGGCUAAUCUUAUGUUUGACCAAAAAUUAAUAUCAAAUUAUUUCUCCCUCCACCACUAAAACUGAGAGCAUGAUUUGGUGGCGCAUGAAUCACCUUGUUCAAGAUAGCGACAACCCUGGCCCACCCUAUUUAUCUAAAUAAAAUAAUAAAUAAAUAAAUAAAAUCUCUAGAUACGAGUUUGCAGAAGAUAACCAAUCCGAUUUCCGAUCAAAACAUCGAAAUGAAAUGCACACACGAAAAGAAGAGAAAUAACAAUUAGCUAUUUAGAAGCUCAAUUUUAUUUCUUCUCUCUUCUUUGUGUGUGUGUGUGUGUCAAUGUAAAAAUAAUAAUUAAUAUGAAGUUUUUCUUUGAAUUCAUCUCGUGCUGCGGCUCAUUCUCGGCGGGGAAGGAGGAGAAGAGAUUGCUCGUACCAGCGCCGGAAAAUCGCCGCCGCGUAUGGCGUAGGAGAUCAGGGCGGUGGAGGGGUGGCCGCCGCCGUGAAUGGCGGCCAUCUCUGUCGUCGAUUUCGGAAGAUAAUGUGUUGGUGGCUGAGAGGAUCAUCAAUAACGGGGAACGGCCGGCGGAGAGAUGGCGGAGAAGCCUCAAGGGGAAGGUUUCCUCCUCCGUGCCGCGGAGAGCUCGUUCCCUAGAUAACUAUCCUGUCAGACGAACGCAACUCAUCAUGCCGCCAUUCGCUCCGAUGCCGUUUAUGUUUUGACGCGUUUCCAGGCAGUUUGCAGUUAUGCACAUAUACCACAAAAGAAAUUGUCUUCGUACCUGGAACAAGGAAUUUGUACAGCAUUUCUAACUUAGUUUCUCUUUCAUUGGGAUCCUCCUGUAUUUCUAAUGAUGUGUGUAUGUGCAGGUUUUUUUUUUCCAAGAUUUUUUUUUAAUGUAAAAAUUCCUAUUCAAUGACCAAUGUACAAUGUAUCGAAAUUUCGUUUCUUUAAUCUGAUAACGAAAUGUUC
Erythranthe guttata (spotted monkey flower) is the source of this 1274-nucleotide messenger RNA. NCBI's taxonomy places the organism in Eukaryota, Viridiplantae, Streptophyta, Magnoliopsida, Lamiales, Phrymaceae. The record is from RefSeq and is a predicted model, not a curated record.